AUGUCGAAAACACUCGGACACGCCUUAUUCAACCCCUAUGUUCCUUUCGACUUCAAGGCCGCCAAUGAGAAUUAUGUUAAGAAUGUGUUCAAGGAUCAAAACCCUCCUGUGGGCGCCAGCUCCCGAGUCGGAAUCAUCACUUGCUGUGACGCCAGAAGUAGCCCCGACCAUUUCUUCCAGCUGAGCCAUAACCAAACCUUUAUCAUACGCAACGGCGGGGGGAGAACGAGUCCACCCGAUAUAAUUAGGACUCUCGCAAGUAUCGAGAUUCUGAGCGACAUCAAGGAAAUCAUGGUCAUUCACCAUACCGACUGUGGCUCUCUGCACUGCGAUGACGACUUUUUCAGAAAGGCGAUCGCCGAGAAUGACCCGAGCAUGAAAGACGGGCCUUUCCUAGAGGGUGCCGAACUGUGGACACAAGGCGUGGCCUGGGUCCCGUUUGACUGGAAGGAGGGCGAGACUGAGAGGCAGGUGCUGGACCGCAGCGUUGUGGACGACGUACAAUUCCUUCGGCGCCAUCCCCUGAUGAAGCCGUCAAUCCCCAUUACAGGCUGGGUCUAUGACGGAAGUACUGGUGCCGUGGAAGAGAUUAACUGUGGGCUGGAGAACGGGCGCGAUCCCAAGCAACUUGAAUUACUUCAGGCACAGCUUGCAAAACGAGGACCAGAGUAA
This is a messenger RNA of Exophiala aquamarina CBS 119918, 672 nucleotides long. RefSeq lists its product as uncharacterized. Bases 1 to 672 code for a protein of 223 amino acids. Gene Ontology annotation, molecular function: carbonate dehydratase activity; zinc ion binding. The transcript is spliced from 2 exons. Lineage: Eukaryota; Fungi; Ascomycota; Eurotiomycetes; Chaetothyriales; Herpotrichiellaceae. The record is from RefSeq and is a predicted model, not a curated record.